CCCCUCGCGGCCAGAGGACCAAUCGAGACGCGCGAGGCAGCGCCGGAGACGGCACUUCCCCGGCGGGCAGCGAAGGGGUUAAGCAAGCCGGAGCCGCUCCGACUGCUCAUUCCGGCGAGGGCUGCGGAGGGGAGCGCAAGUCCGGCUGCAGAGAGCGGAGCAGCUCGCCUCGUCUUCGCUUUGCCCCGUCCUUUCCUCCGGGAAUCCUGCGGCUCUUGCGAACAGACCGGAGAAUCUCCCCCCACCACCCGCGGCUCUUGUAGGCAGAUCAGAGAAUCCACCCGGCGGAGGACCAGCCAGCCGCCCCUUGCCUGGAUGAGACAGGGAGCGCCGUCUGCGCCAGUAGGAGGGGGGGCCGCCGCCUCCAGUCAUCCGGAUCGCACUUUUCUGCUUCGCCCCCUUCCUUGAACCUCGCAGGGUCGCUGCCCCCACCCCCCCCCCCCACCGGCAAAGAAAUGGCCACGAAAAUCGACAAAGAGGCGUGCAGGGAAGCCUAUAACCUUGUCAGGGACGACGGCACAGAUGUGAACUGGGUGACGUUUAAGUACGACGGGCCCACAAUAGUGCCUGGUCACAGCGGCGUCGACUACGAGGAGUUUACCCGGCAAUGCACAGAUGAUAUCCGGUUGUUUGGUUUUGUCCGAUUUACCACUGGGGACGCCAUGAGCAAGCGGGUCAAGUUUGCCCUGAUCACUUGGAUUGGGGAGAGUGUCAGCGGUCUGCAGAGAGCCAAAACAGGCACAGACAAGACUUUGGUUAAAGAAGUCGUACAGAAUUUUGCCAAAGAGUUCGUGAUCAGCGACCACAAGGAACUGGACGAAGACUACAUCAAGGGCGAGCUGAAGAAAGCCGGGGGUGCGAAUUACGACGCGCAGGCGGAGUGAACGCGCUCUGGCUUCCUGGCGCCGCAGGCCCGGAUCAGGAAGGGGGGGGG
Molecule: messenger RNA, 934 nt
Organism: Gekko japonicus
Lineage: Eukaryota; Metazoa; Chordata; Lepidosauria; Squamata; Gekkonidae
Gene: COTL1
Product: coactosin-like F-actin binding protein 1
Exons: 4
Coding region: 456-884 (142 amino acids)
Biological process (GO): regulation of actin filament polymerization
Cellular component (GO): site of polarized growth; actin filament; cortical actin cytoskeleton
Molecular function (GO): actin filament binding
Source: RefSeq, a predicted model, not a curated record